AUGAGCUACCCCGAGAAAUUCCAGGGUUUCUGCACCCACGGCCCGAAGACGUGGAACAAGUUCACCAAGGAAACCCUGACGCCGAAACCGUUUGGAGAUCGCGACAUUGACGUGCAGAUCGAAUGCUGCGGUGUCUGCGGAUCAGACGUCCACACCGUCACCGGCGGUUGGGGCGAGUACGAGGGUCCCCUGUGUGUCGGCCACGAGGUUGUCGGAAAGGCGAUCGCCGUCGGGAAGAAUGUCAAGGACAUCAAGGUCGGAGACAGGGUCGGCGUGGGAGCCCAGGUGUGGGCGUGUUUGAAGUGCGAGCAGUGCAAAAACGAGAACGAGAACUACUGCCCUCACCUCGUCGACACCUACAACGCGACGUAUGAGGACGGCAGCCAAGCCCACGGCGGCUUCGCCAGCCACAUCCGCGCCCACGAGUAUUUCACCUUCAAGAUCCCGGAGAAGCUCAAGUCGGAAGACGCGGCGCCGCUCAUGUGCGCCGGCCUGACGACCUACUCGCCGCUGGUGCGGGGCGGCGUGGGGCCGGGCCAGUCGGUCGCCAUCGUCGGCAUCGGCGGCCUGGGCCACCUCGGCGUGCAGUGGGCCAAGGCGCUCGGCGCCGACGUGUACGCCGUCACGCACUCGCCCGACAAGGCCGAGGACUGCAAGAAGCUGGGCGCCAAGGAUGUCAUCAACUCCAACGACAAGGACUGGGCCAAGCCGUGGGCGUUCAAGUUCGACUUCAUGCUCAACUGCUCCGACAUGACCAACGAGUUCGACCUGCAGACGUACCUGUCGACGCUGAAGGUCGGCGGGCAUUUCCACAUGGUGGGGUUGCCGGAUAAGCCGCUUCCGCAGUUCCCGGCGGGCCUGUUCACGAGCAAUUCGGCCAAGAUGUCUGGUAGCCAUAUCGGAAACCACCAGGAGAUGGAUGGUCUGUUGAAGCUUGCGGCAGAGAAGGGGAUUAAGCCUUGGGUUGAGACGAUUGAGAUUUCCGAGGCGGGCUGCAAGGAGGCCGUCGAGAGGGUCAAGGAGAACAAGGUCCACUACCGAUUCACGUUGGUGGGACACCAGAAGGCCUUUGGCACUGCAUAG
Molecule: messenger RNA, 1083 nt
Organism: Colletotrichum karsti
Lineage: Eukaryota; Fungi; Ascomycota; Sordariomycetes; Glomerellales; Glomerellaceae
Product: alcohol dehydrogenase GroES-like domain-containing protein
Exons: 3
Coding region: 1-1083 (360 amino acids)
Biological process (GO): alcohol metabolic process
Molecular function (GO): alcohol dehydrogenase (NADP+) activity; zinc ion binding
Source: RefSeq, a predicted model, not a curated record